AUGUACAAGCUCGUUCAGCUUUUCGCUCUCGGCCUGGCCGCUUCGACCGCUGCUAGUGGUCUUCAGGUCUCAACUGCCGGCAAUGCCGGGCUUGCUCGUCGAGUUGCUAGCCAAGCCUUGAUGGCUUUCGCUGUCCCUGCCCUGGCAGUGCCGUUUGACAACGCAGGGCUGGCUACGAAGCGUAACGAGACGGCCCCCGAAGACGAAGACGACGACGAUGAUGAGGAAGAUGACGAAGAAGAUGCUGGGGAUGAGGAGGAUGAUGAGGAUGAUGAUGAAGAUGAUGGUGAAGACGAUGAAGGAGAUGAUCAGGACGACGCGGAGGACGAUGCCGACGAUUCAGCUGACGACAAGGACGACGCAUCUGACGAUGCUGACGAUAAUUCAGACGACACAGCAGAUGAUAAGGAUGAUCAAACAGACGAUGCCGAUGAUGAUGCCGAUGAUGCGGCCGACGAGAAAGAUGAUGCAGCUGAUGAUGCCGACGACACGGCCGACGAGUAG
Messenger RNA from Diaporthe amygdali, 504 nucleotides. RefSeq lists its product as uncharacterized. The record is from RefSeq and is a predicted model, not a curated record. Lineage: Eukaryota; Fungi; Ascomycota; Sordariomycetes; Diaporthales; Diaporthaceae. Bases 1 to 504 code for a protein of 167 amino acids. The transcript is spliced from 3 exons.